Molecule: messenger RNA, 19540 nt
Organism: Coregonus sp. 'balchen'
Lineage: Eukaryota; Metazoa; Chordata; Actinopteri; Salmoniformes; Salmonidae
Source: the annotation of a GenBank genome assembly
AUGGAAUUGCUGGAGGGAUCCUUCUACGGCCUGGAUCUACUGAAGCUGCACUCUGUCACCACUAAGCUCCUGGACCGUGUGGAAAACAUUGAAAAGGUAAGUCCUCCAUCACUGAGGAAGACAACCCUAUCUUACCUGUAAAGAAUAGGCUACAUACAGUUGGAGUCGGAAGUUUACAUACACUAAGUUGACUGUGCCUUUAAACAGCUUGGAAAAAUCCAGAAAAUGAUGUCAUGGCUUUAGAAGCUUCUGAUAGGCUAAUUGACAUCAUUUGAGUCAAUUGGAGAUGUACCUGUGGAUGUAUUUCAAGGUCUACCUUCAAACUCAGUGCCUCUUUGCUUGACAUCAUGGGAAAAUCAAAAGAAAUCAGCCAAGACCUCAGAAGAAAAAUUGUAGACCUCCACAAGUCUGGUUCAUCCUUGGGAGCAAUUUCCAAACGCCUGAAGGUACCACGUCCAUCUGUACAAACAAUAGUAAGUAUAAACACCAUGGGAUCACGCAGCCGUCAUACCGCUCAGGAAGGAGACGCGUUCUGUCUCCUAGAGAUGAACGUACUUUGGUGCGAAAAGUGCAAAUCAAUCCCAGAACAACAGCAAAGGACCUUGUGAAGAUGCUGGAGGAAACAGGUACAAAAUUAUCUAUAUCCACAGUAAAACGAGUCCUAUAUCGACAUAACCUGAAAGGCCGCUCAGCAAGGAAGAAGCCACUGCUCCAAAACUGCCACAAAAAAGCCAGAAAACGGUUUGCAACUGCACAUGGGGACAAAGAUUGUACUUUUUGGAGAAAUGUCCUCUGGUCUGAUGAAACAAAAAUAUAACUUUUUGGCCAUAAUGACCAUCGUUAUGUUUGGAGGAAAAACCGGGUGGCUUGCAAGCCGAAGAACACCAUCCCAAUCGUGAAGCACUGUGUUGGCAGCAUCAUGCUGUGGGGGUGCUUUGCUGCAGGAGGGACUGGUGCACUUCACAAAAUAGAUGGCAUUAUGAGGAAGGAAAAUUAUGUGGAUAUAUUGAAGCAACAUCUCAAGAAAUCAGUCAGGAAGUUAAAGCUUGGUCGCAAAUGGGUCUUCCAAAUGGACAAUGACCCCAAGCAUGCUUCCAAAGUUGUGGCAAAAUGGCUUAAGGAUAACAAAGUCAAGGUAUUGGAGUGGCCAUCACAAAGCCCUGACCUCAAUCCUAUAAAACAUUUGUGGGCAGAACUGAAAAAGCGUGUGCAAGCAAGAAGGCUGCAAACCUGACUCAGUUACACCAGCUCUGUCAGGAGGAAUGGACCAAAAUUCACCCAACAUAUUGUGGGAAGCUUGUGGAAGGCUACCCGACACGUUUGACCCAAGUUAAACCAUUUAAAGGCAAUGCUACCAAAUACUAAUUGAGUGUAUGUAAACUUCUGACCCACUGGGAAUGUGAUGAAAGAAACAAAAGCUGAAAUACAUAAUUCUCUCUACUAUUAUCCUGACAUUUCACAUUCUUAAAAUAAAAGUGGUGAUCCUAACUGACCUAAAAACAGUGAAUUUUUACUAGGAUUAAAUGUCAGGAAUUGUGGAAAAACUGAGUUUAAAUGUAUUUGGCUAAGGUGUAUGUUAACUUCCUACUUCAACUGGACAUCAUGGGCUGAAGGGCACAUACAAUACAUGGACAGAGGGAGUGAAGUGAAUCUGAGAUGUGGUGAGCACAGCAGCACACCCACACUGAAUGAAAACAGAACUCCGUAUACAACAGUAAGUAGACUGGGUGUAUGCUGCAGAUUAGGAGAACGUACACUACCGUUCAAAAGUUUGGGGUCACUUAGAAAUGUCCUUGUUUUCGAAAAGAAAAGCAAUUUUUUUGUCCAUUAAAAUAACAUCAAAUUGAUCAGAAAUACAGUGAAGACAUUGUUCAUGUUGUAAAUGGCUAUUGUAGCUGGAAACGGCUGAUUUUUUUAUGGAAUAUCUACAUAGGCGUACAGAGGCCCAUUAUCAGCAACCAUCAGUCCUGUGUUCCAAUGGCACGUUGUGUUUGCUAAUCCAAGUUUAUCAUUUUAAAAGGCUAAUUGAUCUUUAGAAAACCCUUUUUGCAAUUAUGUUAGCACAGCUGAAAACUGUUGUGCUGAUUAAAGAAGCAAUAAAACUGGCCUUCUUGAGACUAGUUGAGUGUCUGGAGCAUCAGCAAUUGUGGGUUCGAUUACAGGCUCAAAAUGGCCAGAAACAAAUAACUUUCUUCUGAAACUCGACAGUCUAUUCUUGUUCUGAGAAAUGAAGGCUAUUCUAUGCGAGAAAUUGCCAAGAAACUGAAGAUCCUCAGACGAGCCAGCUGAUUGGAUGGAAACCAACCACUUAGAAUAGUCUCAUGACCUACUCUCCCAGGAGCCAUUACUCUGCUUUAUUAGUGGUUCUGCUGCCUGCCACGGGCGACUUUAUGGACCUGGAAGGAGUGUCCAACACACUCCAUUUAAAUGAUGGAAAUUAUAAAUUAAUUCUGCCUGAAGCAUAACUGUUUUCUUAAUAGUGAGUUAAAUCAAUUUUAUGUCUUGAAAGACACCCUUCUUUGGUCAAGGUCCCCCCCCCCCCUUCCUAGAAAACAUGCUCCCUUAUUGAGUGUCUAAUAUUUAUUGAAAUGUAGCUGCUUGUGAAUGAGAUACACUCUAUUAUAAAGUACUAUCAUUCUUUUACCAUAAGAAACAUCCUAUAUGUGUCCAACCAGAACCAAGCAGUCUCUCAGAACCAGGAUGAGGCUGUCGCAGGCCGAGAGAGGAGGCCCUCUAUCAAGCCACAGCAGGUGAAGGAGAACCCCGUUACACCCGCCCCCUCGCUCCCCCUGAGGCAGGAGAAGAAAAGACUGGGUGAUCUGAGUGACGUGGCUACAGCCUAUCAGAAUAAAGAGGUGGGUAGGAUCUGGCGGUCGUCAGGUUUGGUAGUACUGCAACACCAAUGCUCUCGAGUGGCUUUACAAAAAAAAGCACAUUGGGAUCUCAUUGUAUCGACAUCGAUUAUUUUCUUUAUGCCAGCAGCAUACCACCCUGCAUCCCACUGCUGGCUAAACAGGGUUGGUCCUGGAUGGGAAAUCAGAUGCUGCUGGAAGUGGUGUUGGAGGGCCAGUAGGAGGAACACUUACCUCUGGUCCCCAAAAAAAUAUCCCAAUUCCCCAGGGCAGUGAUUAGGGACAUUGCCCUGUGUAGGGUGCAGUCUUUCAGAUGGGACGUUAAAACGAGUGUCCUGACUCUCUGAGGUCACUAAAGAUCCCAUGGCACUUACUGUAAGAGAAGGGGUGUCCUGGCUAAAUUCCCAAUCUGUCCGUCAAACCAUCAUGGCCACCUAAUCAUCUCCAGCUUCCAAUUGGCUCAUUCAUCCCCCCUCUUCUCCCCUGUCACAAUUCCCCAGGUCUUUGCUACAAAUGAGAAUGUGUUCUCAGUCAACUUACCUGGUAAAAUAAGGGUAAAAUAAAUUCCUUUAGCCUGUAUUCUAGAUAAAUCCUUCUUUACUGAAGGAAUAAUCUUACAUUGACAUUUUAGUCAUUUAGCAGACGCCCUUAUCGCGAUAGCUAGGUGAAACAACAUUUUUUACAGACAGUCAGUGCAUACAUUUUAUUUUGUCAUACUGGCCCCCCGUGGGAAUCGAACCCACAACCCUGGCGUUGCAAGCGCCGUGCUCUACCAACUGAGCUACACGGGGCCACAUCACAGUCACAGUAAGUAGUGAAGAGGGGGAUUAUUUCAAAUCAAAUUUUAUUUGUCACAUGCGCCGAACACAACAGGUGUAGUAGACCUUACCGUGAAAUGCUUACUUACAAGCCCUUAACCAACAAUGCAGUUCAAGAAAUAGAGUUAAGAAAAUAUUUACUAAAUAAACUAAAGUAAAAAAUAAAAUACAAAGUUACACAAUAAAAUAAACAACGAGGCUAUAUACUGGGGGUCCCGGGACCGAGUCAAUGUGCAGGGGGUACAGGUUAGUUGAGGUAAUUUGUACAUGUAGGUAGGGGUAAAGUGACUAUGCAUAGAUAAUAAACAGCUAGUAUCAGCAAUGUAAAAACAAAGGGGGGGGGGGGGGGGGGGGGGGGUUGUUAUCAAUGUAAAUAGUCCGUAGUCCAGGUGGCCAUUUGAUAAAUUGUUCAGCAGUCUUAUGGCUUGGGGAUAGAAGCUGUUAAAGAUACUUUUGGACCUAGACUUGGCGCUCCGGUACAGCUUGCCGUGCGGUAGCAGAGAGAACAGUCUAUGACUUGGGUGACUGGAGUCUUUGACAAUUUUCGGGGCCUUCCUCUGACAUACCUAGUAUAUAGGUCCUGGAUGGCUGGAAGCUUGGCCCCAGUGAUGUACUGGGCCGGACACACUACCCUCUGUAGUACUUUACAGUUGGAUGCCGAGCAGUUGCCAUACCAGGCGGUGAUGCAACCGGUCAGGAUGCUCUCGAUGGUGCAGCUGUAGAACUUUGAGGAUCUGGGGACCCAUGCCAAAUCUUUUCAGUCUCCUGAGGGGGAAAAGGUGUUGGCGUGCCCUCUUCACGACUGUCUUGGUGUGUUUGGAACAUGAUAGUUUGUUGGUGAUGUGGACACCAAGGAACUUGAAACUCUCGACCCGCUCCACUACAGUCCCGUCGAUGUGAAUGGGGGCGUGUUCGUGCUCCUUUGUCUUGCUCAUGUUGAGGGAGAGGUUAUUGUCCUGGCACCACACUGCCAGGUCUCUGACCACCUCCCUAUAGGUUGUCUCAUCGUUGUCGGUGAUCAGGCCUACCACUGUUAUGUCGUCAGCAAACUUAAUGAUGGUGUUGGAGUCGUGCUUGGCCACGCAGUCGUGGGUGAACAGGGAGUACAGGAGGGGACUAAGCACGCACUCCUGAGGGGCCCCAGUGUUGAGGAUCAGCGUGGCAGAUGUGUUGUUGCCUACCCUUACCACCUGGGGGCAGCCCGUCAGGAAGUCCAGGAUCCAGUUGCAGAGGGAGGUGUUUAGUCCCAGGGUCCUUAGCUUAGUGAUGAGCUUUGUGGGCACUAUGGUGUUGAAUGCUGAGCUGUAGUCAAUGAAAGCAUUCUCACAUAGGUGUUUGUUUUGUCCAGGUGGGAAAGGGCAGUGUGGAGUGCGAUUGAGAUUGUGUCAUCUGUGGAUCUGUUGGGGCGGUAUGCGAAUUGGAGUGGGUAUAGGGUUUCCGGGAUAAUGGUGUUGAUGUGAGCCCUGGUGAGCUGGUGCUCUCAUGCAUGCUUCAGUGUUACUUGCCUCGAAGCGAGCAUAAAAGGCAUUUUGCUCGUCUGGUAGGCUCGCGUCACUGGGCAGCUCGCGGCUGGGUUUCCCUUGGUAGUCCGUAAUAGUUUGCAAGCCCUGCCACAUCCAACGAGCGUCAGAGCCGUUGUAGUAGGAUUCAAUCUUAGUCCUGUAUUGACGCUUUGCCUGUUUGAUGGUUUGUCUGAGGGCAUAGCGGGAUUUCUUAUAAGCGUCCGGAUUAGUGUCCCGCUCCUUGAAAUCUAUACUCUUUGAAGAGGUAGGGUUUAGGUGCAUUUGGAAGAUGGGCAAGGACUCUGCUGUCCUAGCUUCAGGAGGUAGCUGGUUCCACCAUUGGGGUGCCAGGACAGAGAAGAGCUUGGACUGGGCUGAACGAGAGCUGCCAUCCUGUAGGGGUGGGAGGGCCAAGAGACCAGAGGUGGCAGAAUGGAGUGCUCAGGUUGGGGUGUAGGGUUUAAGCAUAGCCUGAAGGUAGGGAGGGGCAGUUCCUCUUGCUGUGCCGUAGGAAAGCACUAUGGUCUUGUAGUGGAUGUGAGCUUUGACUGGAAGCAAAUGGAGUGUGGGAGAACUUGGGAAGGUUGAAACUUGGCGGGCUGCAGCGUUCUGGAUAAGUUGCAGGGGUUUGAUGGCACAAGCGGGGAGCCCAGCCAACAGCAAGUUGCCGUAGUCCAGACGGGAGAUAAGUGCCUGGAUUAGGACCUGCGCCGCUUCCUGUGUGAGGUAGGGUCGUACUAUACGGAUGUUGUAGAGCAUGAACCUGCAGGAGCGAGUCACUGCUUUGAUGUUUGCAGAGAAUGACAGGGUCUAGUCCAGGGUCACGCCAUGGUUCUUUGCACUCUGGGAGGGCGACACUGUUGAGUGAUCAAUCGUGAUGGAGAGGUCUUUGAGCGUGGAGGCCUUCCCCGGGAGGAAGAGCAGCUCUGUCUUGUCAAGGUUGAGCUUGAGGUGGUGGGCCGACAUCUAAGUUGAGAUAUAUGCCAGGCACGCAGCGAUGCAUGUCACCACCUGGGUGUUAGAAGGGGGAAAGGAUCAAAAUUGUUGAGUGUCAUUCACAUAGCAAUGAUAGGAGAGACCAUGUGAGGAUAUGACAGAGACAAGUGACUUGGUGUAUAGAGAAAAGAACCGAGCCCUGGGGGACACCAGUAGUGAGAGAACAUGGUGCAGACACAGAUCCUCGCCAUGUCACCUGUUGGAGCGGCCUGCCAGAUAGGUUGCAAUCCAAGAGUGUGCAGAGUCUGAGACGCCCAGCCCUGAGAGGGUGGAGAGGAGUAUCUGAUGGUUCACUGUGUCGAAUGCAGCGGAUAGAUCUGGAGGAUGAGAACAGAGGAGAGAGAGUCAGCUUUGGCAGUGCCGAGAGCCUCUGUGACACAGAGAAGAGCAGUCUCGGUUGAGUGACCCGUCUUGAAGCCUUACCGUUAGGGUCAAGAAGAUCGUUCUGAGAGAGAUAACGAGAGAGUUGAUCAGAGGCUGCACACUCAAGUGUUUUGGAAAGAAAGAAGGGAUACAGGUCUAUAGUUUUUGACGUCAGAUGAGUCGAGUGUUCGUUUCUUGAGGAGGGGAGCGACUCGGGCCAUUUUGAAGUCAGAGGGGACGCAGCCAGUGGUCAGGGAUGAGUUGAUGAGGGAAGUGAGGAAUGGGAGAAGGUCUCCAGAGAUGGUCGGGAGAAGGGGAUGGGGUCGAGCGAGCAGGUUGUCGGGCUGCCAGAUCUCACUAGUCGCAGGAUUUCAUCUGGCGAGAGGGGAGAAAGAGGUCAAGGCGUAAGGUAGUUCUGUGUGAGCGAGACCGGUGGACUCAAUAAGCUGAGUGAAUGAAAAGCGGAUGUCGUCAACCUUCUUUUCAAAGUGGUUGACAAAGUCGUCCACAGAGAGGGAUGAGGUGGAGGAUUAAGGAGGGAGGAGAAGGUGUUAAAGAGUUCCCUAGGGUUAGAGGCAGAAGUUUAAAAUGUAAAGUGGUAGAAAGUGGCUUUAGCAGCAGAUACGGAGGAAGAGAAGGUAGAGAAGAUGGAGUAAAAGGAUGAUAGGUCCUCCGAAAGUCUAAUUUUCCUAAAUUUUUGCUCUGUUCUGUGAGAUCGCAAUGAGUUACUCAGCCAUGGAGCAGGAGGGGAGGGCCGGGCCGGCCUGGAGGGUAAGGGGACAAUGUGAAUCAUAGGAUGCGGAAAGGGAGGAGAGUAGGGUCGAAGAGGCAGAAUCAGGAGACAGGAUUUAGCAGAAGGGAGAGAUGAUAGGAUAGCAGAGGAGAGAGUAGUGGGAGAGAGAGAGAGCGAAGAUCGCAACGGCGCAUUACCAUCUGGGUAGGGGCUGAGUGGAUAGGGUUGGAGGAGAGAUGGAGAGAAAAGGAAACAAAGUACUGAUCAGAGACCUGGAGGGGGGCUGCAGUGAGAUUAAUAGGUUUGUAUUUGUAUUUAUUAUGGAUCCCCGUUAGUUCCUGCCAAGGCAGCACCUACUCCUCCUGGGGUCCAGCAAAGUUAAGGCAGUUAUACAUUUAAAAAACAUUACAAUAUAUUCAUAAUAGAUUUCACAACAUAUUAAGUGUGUGCCCUCAUGCCUCUACUCUACUACCACAUAUCUAUAACACAAAAUCCAUGUGUGUAUAGUGCGUAUGUUAUCGUGUGUUUGUAUGCAUACAGUGAGGGGGAAAAUUAUUUGAUCCCCUGCUGAUUUUGUAUGUUUGCCCACUGACAAAGAAAUGAUCAGUCUAUAAUUUUAAUGGUAGGUUUAUUUGAACAGUGAGAGACAGAAUAACAACAAAAAAAUCCAGAAAAAUGUCAAAAAUGUUAUAAAUUGAUUUGCAUUUUAAUGAGGGAAAUAAGUAUUUGACCUCCUCUCAAUCAGAAAGAUGUCUGGCUCCCAGGUGUCUUUUAUACAGGUAACGAUCUGAGAUUAGGAGCACACUCUUAAAGGGAGUGCUCCUAAUCUCACUUUGUUACCUGUAUAAAAGACACCUGUCCACAGAAGCAAUCAAUCAAUCAGAUUCCAAACUCUCCACCAUGGCCAAGACCAAAGAGCUCUCCAAGGAUGUCAGGGACAAGAUUGUAGACCUACACAAGGCUGUAAUGGGCUACAAGACCAUCGCCAAGCAGCUUGGUGAGAAGGUGACAACAGUUGGUGUGAUUAUUCGCAAAUGGAAGAAACACAAAAUAACUGUCAAUCUCCCUCGGCCUGGGGCUCCAUGCAAGAUCUCACCUCGUGGAGUUGCAAUGAUCAUGAGAACGGUGAGGAAUCAGCCCAGAACUACACAGGAGGAUCUUGUCAAUGAUCUCAAGGCAGCUGGGACCAUAGUCACCAAGAAAACAAUUGGUAACACACUACGCCGUGAAGGACUGAAAUCCUGCAACGCCCGCAAGGUCCCCCUGCUCAAGAAAGCACAUAUACAGGGCCGUCUGAAGUUUGCCAAUGAACAUCUGAAUGAUUCAGAGAAGAACUGGGUGAAAGUGUUGUGGUCAGAUGAGACCAAAAUCGAGCUCUUUGGCAUCAACUCAACUCGCUGUGUUUGGAGGAGGAGGAAUGCUGCCUAUGACCCCAAGAACACCAUCCUCACCGUCAACCAUGGAGGUGGAAACAUUAUGCUUUGGGGGUUUUUCUGCUAAGGGGACAGGGCAACUUCACCGCAUCAAAGGGACGAUGGACGGGGCCAUGUACCGUCAAAUCUUGGGUGAGAACCUCCUUCCCUCAGCCAGGGCAUUGAAAAUGGGUCGUGGAUGGGUAUUCCAGCAUGACAAUGACCCAAAACACACGGCCAAGGCAUCAAAGGAGUGGCUCAAGAAGAAGCACAUUAAGGUCCUGGAGUGGCCUAGCCAAUCUCCAGACCUUAAUCCCAUAGAAAAUCUGUGGAGGGAGCUGAAGGCUCGAGUUGCCAAACGUCAGCCUCGAAACCUUAAUGACUUGGAGAAGAUUUGCAAAGAGGAGUGGGACAAAAUCCUUCCUGAGAUGUGUGCAAACCUGGUGGUGUCACGAUCAUUUACUGAUGAGACGGACCAAGGCGCAGCGUGAUAAGCGUACAUUUUAUUUACGUACUUAACUCACGACAAAACAACAAACCAGCGAAACGUGAAGUCCUAGGUUACACAAAACAAACCUUUACGGAACAAGAUCCCACCCCGACUAGUGCCAAACAGGCUGCCUAAGUAUGGUCCCCAAUCAGAGACAACGAGAUACAGCUGCCUCUGAUUGGGAACCACCCUGGCCAACAUAGAUCAAAACGAUCUAGAACUAAACAUAGAAAACAACACAACACGGAAACUACACACCCUGGCUCAACAUUUCAGAGUCCCCAGAGCCAGGGUGUGACAGGUGGCCAACUACAAGAAACGUCUGACCUCUGUGAUUGCCAACAAGGGUUUUGCCACCAAGUACUAAGUCAUGUUUUGCAGAGGGGUCAAAUACUUAUUUCCCUCAUUAAAAUGCAAAUCAAUUUAUAACAUUUUUGACAUGCGUUUUUCUGGAUUCUUUUGUUGUUAUUCUGUCUCUCACUGUUCAAAUAAACCUACAAUUCAAAUUAUAGACUGAUCAUGUCUUUGUCAGUGGGCAAACAUACAAAAUCAGCAGGGAUAACCUGAACCUGGUUGCAGGCACUAGUUACAGUUUGAAGCUUUCUCUUGAGUGGGCAGCCUGAUGAAAGCCAGUCAAUAUUUAAAUCACCCAGAAAGUAUACCUCUCUUUUGAUAUCAAAUCAAAUGUUAUUUGUCACAUGCGCGGAAUACAACAGGUGUAGACCGUACAGUGAAAUGCCUACUUACAAGCCCUUAACCAACAAUGCAGUUUUAAGAAAGAAUACCAAAAAAUGCAUGCAAUGCAAAUAGUCUGGGUAGCCAUUUGAUUAGAUGUUCAGGAGUCUUAUGGCUUGGGUGUAGAAGCUGUUUAGAAGCCUCUUGGACCUAGACUUGGCGCUCCGGUACCGCUUGCCAUGCGGGAGCAGAGAGAACAGUCUAUGACUAGGGUGGCUGGAGUCUUUGACAAUUUUUAGGGCCUUCCUCUGACACCGCCUGGUGUAGAGGUCCUGGAUGGCAGGAAGCUUUGCAGAGGACGCACUACGCUCUGGACCUCCUCCCUAUAGGCUGUCUCGUCGUUAUCGGUGAUCAGGCCUACCACUGUUGUCAUGUCGUCGGCAAACUUCAUGAUGGUGUUGGAGUCGUGCCUGGCCAUGCAGUCAUGAGUGAACAGGGAGUACAGGAGGGGACUGAGCACGCACCCCUGAGGGGCCCACGUGUUGAGGAUCAGUGUGGCGGAUGUGUUUUUACAUACCCUUACCACCUGGGGGCGGCCCGUCAGGAAGUCCAGGAUCCAGUUGCAGAGGGAGGUGUCUAGUCCCAGGGUCCUUAGCUUAGUGAUGAGCUUUGAGGGCACUAUGGUGUUGAAUGCUGAGCUGUAGUCAAUGAAUAGCAUUCUCACGUAGGUGUUCCUCUUGUCCAGGUGGGAAAGGGCAGUGUGGAGUGCAAUAGAGAUUGCAUCAUCUGUGGAUCUGUUGGGGCGGUAUGCAAAUUGGAGUGGGUCUAGGGUUUCUGGGAUAAUGCUGUUGAUGUGAGCCAUGACCAGCCUUUCAAAGCACUUCAUGGCUACAGACGUCAGUGCUACGGGUCGGUAGUCAUUUAGGCAGGUUAUCUUAGAGUCCUUGGGCACGGGGACUAUGGUGGUCUGCUUGAAACAUGUUGGUAUUACAGACUCAGUCAGGGACAUGUUGAAAAUGUCAGUGAAGACACUUGCCAGUUGGUCAGCACAUGCUCGGAGUACACGUCCUGGUAAUCCGUCUGGCCCUGCGGCCUUGUGAAUGUUGACCUGCUUAAAAGUCUUACUCACAUCGGCUACGGAGAGCGUGAUCACAUAGUCAUCCGGAACAGCUGGUGCUCUCAUGCAUGCUUCAGUGUUGCUUGCCUCGAAGCGAGCAUAGAAGUGGUUUAGCUCGUCUGGUAGGCUUGUGUCACUGGGCAGCUCGCGGCUGUGCUUCCUUUUGGGGGCGGGCCCGGCCCCCUAUGGCCCGCCCAUAGCGACGGGUGUGACUUAAUAUAGAUGGCCCUAGCUAGCAACAAGACAGUACUAGACAGCAGAUGAAGACAAACAUUAUACUUAUCACUCCUGGAGAUAUCUAGCUAUAGAAUGAAGCAGAGAGGAAGAUGGAAACAAUCAUGUGGCCAUUGCUUAGAGAACACCAGUAGUCAUUGAUUCCACAUGGUGCUGCUUGGUGCAGUCAUGCUUUGGCCAAUGUAUGACACUAACAGGCUGUAUUAAAGGCCCAGUCAGUCAAACAUGUGAUAUUCCUGUGUUUUAUAUCAAUUUCCACACCGAGGUUGAAAUAAUACAGUGAAAUUGUGAAAAGGAUGAUAAUCCCCUCUCUUUGAAAAGACUGCCUGAAAUGUCAGCCUAUUUUUAGAUAAUAGACCAAUAAGAACGAGAGUUCCAAACCUCUGCCAAUGACAGAGUUCAGUUUUCCCUUUCCCACUCAGACCACUCCCAGGUAAAUUCUUGCUUGAGAAAUUGCUCUGCUUACCAUUUUAAUUGAUUAAGGUACUUAAUUGUUAACCAGCAAUGAUUUGAUAUGGAUGAAUAAAUAAACGUCUGGAUUGGACCUUAAACACAAUUUCCUGACAAAAACAAAUGUAUAACUCAAAAUAUGACUUUUAUUUUCAUCAAACAGUCACAUCACCUCCUUAGUCCUCCUUACUCCCUGGAACACUCAGUCCACCGUACUGUCAGGAACACUCAGUCCUCCUUACUGCCAGGAACACUCAGUCCUCCUUACUGUCAGGAACAUUCAGUCCUCCUUACUGCCAGGAACACUCAGUCCUCCUUACUGUCAGGAACACUCAGUCCUCCUUACUGCCAGGAACACUCAGUCCUCCUUACUGCCAGGAACACUCAGUCCUCCUUACUGCCAGGAACACUCAGUCCUCCUUACUGUCAGGAACACUCAGUCCACCUUACUGCCAGGAACACUCAGUCCUCCUUACUGCCAGGAACACUCAGUCCUCCUUACAGCCAGGAACACUAAGACCUCCUCACUUCCAGGAAAACUCAGUCCCCCUUACAUCCAGGAACACUCAGUCCUCCUUACUGUUAGGAACACUCAGUCCUCCUUACUGCCAGGAACACUCAGUCCUCCUUACUGCCAGGAACACUCAGUCCUCCUUACUACCAGAAACACAUUCAGUCCUCCUUACUGUUAGGAACACUCAGUCCUCCUUACUGCCAGGAACACUCAGUCCUCCUUACUGCCAGAAACACAUUCAGUCCUCCUUACUGUUAGGAACACUCAGUCCUCCUUACUGUUAGGACCACUCAGUCAUCCUUACUGCCAGGAACACUCAGUCCUCAUUACUGCCAGAAACACAUUCAGUCCUCCUUACUGUUAGGAACACUCAGUCCGCCUUACUGCCAGAAACACAUUCAGUCCUCCUUACUGUUAGGAACACUCAGUCCACCGUACUGCCAGGAACACUCAGUCUCCCUUACUGCCAGGAACACUCAGUCAUCCUUACUGCCAGGAACACAAUCAGUCAUCCUUACUUUCAGGAACACUCAGUCCUCUUUACUGCCAGGAACACUCAGUCCUCCUUACUGCCAGAAAGACUCAAUCCUCCUUACUGCCAGGAACACUCAGACCUCCUUAUUUCCAGGAAAACUCAGUCUCCCUUACUGCCAGGAACACUAAGUCCUCCUUACUGUCAGGAACACUCAGUCCUCCUUACUGUUAAGAACAGUCAGACCUCCUUACUUCCAGGAAAACUCAGUCCACCUUACUGCCAGGAACACUCAGUCCUCCUUACUGCCAGGAACACAUUCAGUCCUCCUUACUGUUAGGAACACUCAGUCCUCCUUACUGCCAGAAACACAAUCAGUCCUCCUUACUAUUAGGAACACUCAGUCCUCCUUACUGCCAGAAACACAAUCAGUCCUCCUUACUAUUAGGAACACUCAGUCCUCCUUACUGUUAGGAACACUAAGUCCACCUUACUGCCAGGAACACUCAGUCCUCCUUACUGCCAGGAACACUAAGUCGUCCUUACUGCCAGGAACACUCAGUCCUCCUUACUGUCAGGAACACUCAGUCCUCCUUACUGCCAGGAACACUCAGUCCUCCUUACUACCAGAAACACAUUCAGUCCACCUUACUGUUAGGAACACUCAGUCCUCCUUACUGCCAGAACACUCAGUCCUCCUUACUGCCAGGAACACAUUCAGUCCUCCUUACUGUUAGGAACACACAGUUCUCCUUACUGCCAGGAACACUCAGUUUCCUUACUGCCAGAAACACAUUCAGUCCUCCUUACUGCCAAGAACACUCAGUCCUCCUUACUGCCAGAAACACAUUCAGUCCUCCUUACUGUUAAGAACACUCAGUCCUCCCUACUGCCAGAAACACAAUCAGUCCUCCUUACUAUUAGGAACACUCAGUCCUCCUUACUGUUAGGAACCAUAGUCCACCUUACUUGCCAGGAACACUCAGUCCUCCUUACUGCCAGGAACACUAAUCGUCCUUACUAGGAACACUAUCUCCUUACUGCCAGAAACACAAUCAGUCCUCCUUACUGCCAGGAACACUCAGUCUCCUUACUGUAGGAACACAACCAGGAACACUCAGUACUCCUUACUGCCAGGAACACUCAGUCCCCCUUACUGCCAGGAACACUCAGUUCCCCUUACUGCCAGGAACACUCAGUCCUCCUUACUGCCAGGAACACUCAGUCCUCCUUACUACCAGAAACACAUUCAGUCCUCCUUACUGUUAGGAACACUCAGUCCUCCUUACUGCCAGGAACACUCAGUCCUCCUUACUGCCAGGAACACUCAGUCCUCCUUACUGCCAGGAACACAAUCAGUCAUCCUUACUUUCAGGAACACUCAGUCCUCCUUACUGCCAGGAACACUCAGUCCUCCUUACUGCCAGAAAUACUCAAUCCUCCUUACUGCCAGAAACACAUUCAGUCCUCCUUACUGUUAGGAACACUCAGUCCUCCUUACUGUCAGAAACACAUUCAGUCCUCCUUACUGUUAGGAACACUCAGUCUUCCUUACUGUUAGGAACACUCAGUCCUCCUUACUGCCAGGAACACACAGUCCUCCUUACUGUUAGGAACACUCAGUCCUCCUUACUGCCAGGAACACUCAGUCCUCCUUACUGCCAGGAACACACAGUCCUCCUUACUGUUAGGAACACUCAGUCCUCCUUACUGCCAGGAACACUCAGUCCUCCUUACUGCCAGAAACACAUUCAGUCCUCCUUACUGUUAGGAACAUUCAGUCCUCCUUACUGCCAGAAACACAUUCAGUCCUCCUUACUGUUAGGAACACUCAGUCCUCCUUACUCUCAGGAACACUCAGUCCUCCUUACUGUUAGGAACACUAAGUCCUCCUUACUGCCAGGAACACUCAGUCCUCCUUACUGUUAGGAACACUAAGUCCUCCUUACUGCCAGGAACACUCAGUCCUCCUUACUGCCAGGAACACUAAGUCCUCCUUACUGCCAGGAACACUCAGUCCUCCUUACUGCCAGGAACACUCAGUCCUCCUUACUGUUAGGAACACUCAUUCCUCCUCACUGCCAGGAACACUAAGUCCUCCUUACUGCCAGGAACACUCAGUCCUCCUUACUGUUAGGAACACUAAGUCCGCCUUACUGCCAGGAACACUCAGUCCUCCUUACUGCCAGAAACACAUUCAUGAUGUUAAUAAUAGCCAUGUCACAUGUUGUUCCUUCAUCAAAACGACCAAGAACAAACAUGUUUUUUCCACACCUUUCUUCCCAAUAAACCCAGAGACUUUACUAUAACGGCACAUCAUAUAUUUCAGAUAAUAACAACAGUAAUAUGUGGCUUGGCAGGUCCAGUGGAUUAUUCAUCCGGUAUAGGAGUGGAUGUGGAUAUAACAGAGGCAUCCAGGCGGGCUAACGCUAUCCUCUUUAUAGGGCACUACCUUUGAUUAGAGCUCUAUGGGCCCUGGUCUAAAGUAUUGCACUAUAUAGGGAAUAGGGUGCUAUUUGGGAUGCAACCAGGGAAACUGUCCAGCAGGGAUGGGCGGAACUGGACACUACGUUCAAAUUAUUAAAUAUAUUGAUAUGUUGUCUCAAGAGUGUGUUCAGUUCGUUUAAAUGUUUUCUUGUUUUCACUUAUCAAAACAUACUCUGACAAUAAUGGCACAACUUAUUGAAGAAAAGCAAAUCCAGGACAGAACUCAAUUUGUAAUGUCUGUCUUCUGCCAGGUAUUGUGUAAUCAUUGUGCUCGUUUAUCAGGAUACUUAUGACAGUUUAUUUUUCAAACUGAUAAGGAUGGGUAUGUUUCAUCCACUUGACAGGGGAGGUAUGAGGAGAGGUUUGUUGGAGGCCAUGAUUCCUCCAGACCCUUACUGAAGACAGACGCUCCAGGACCAGAACCCAGCCCCACCCCCCAGGUGAUCCCAGAGGUGACCCCCCAGGAUGGGGCCAGCCAAGGGAGCCAGGGGGUGUCCCGGGGGGUGAAGACUGGUCCCAAAGGGAUGGUGAUCAGGGGGAUGACCUUCUACAAAUUUGACCAAAUGGUGGCUGAUGACGGGGAGCCAGGGGAGAAUAGUAAGUUCUGACUUUUGAGAUCUCAGAUCUUAUUGACCUCAUCAGAUGGACAACCUAUCUAUCUCUGUCUUUUCCACAAACUGCUAUUUAGAAUAGCUGGUCCCUGGCUAUGCUGGAACAGCAGCUGUAAACAGCACAUGAAAAGUCACAAGCAGCCAGGGUCAUUUCCACAAAGCCUCGGAGUCACAAGCAGCCAGGGUCAUUUCCACAAAGCCUCGGAGUCACAAGCAGCCAGGGUCAUUUCCACAAAGCCUCGGAGUCACAAGCAGCCAGGGUCAUUUCCACAAAGCCUCGGAGUCACAAGCAGCCAGGGUCAUUUCCACAAAUCCUCAGUCACAAGCAGCCAGGGUCAUUUCCACAAAUCGUCAGUCACAAGCAGCCAGGGUCAUUUGACUCUUUUAAUACUGUUUGUAUGUGUUGCAAGAGCUGGAAUUACUCCUCUUGGUGCCUUACAAGCCGUCAUCUCUCCUGUUUAAUAUUAAACUGCCAAUUUUGUCCUGAUGUGUAAACUAUAGUUUUUAUUAUUUCCUCUCCCUGACCAGUCUUUGAGUAUGAUACGUUCAGUGGCGAUGGCCCAGUCAACCUCUUCAUCGAGGAACAGCUUAUCCAGCACAGAGCCCCUCAAAGAGCCAGAGGGAGGGCGGGGCCAAGAGCCGCUCGGCCAAAGAGCAGAGACCAAGUGGGAGGGGCUAGGCAGACCAGCCAAUCAACAGAUCCCACCCAAACACAACCCGACACUGCUGAGAUGGUAUCUAUCGAUUCAGAGCCUGUAGCAACGGUGGUUUCUAAGACGACUCCAUCCCCCAUAGGACAUACAGCAGAGGGCCAGACAUUCACCGCGACCAGGAACGCUAACAUUAACUCAACCAUAGUUGAGACCACUGGUCAGACGACCACUAGAGGAACUGAGAGGCCCAUCCCCAUGAUGGUCAAACCAGCCAGCAUCACUCAGACCACAGAGGGACCAGUCACUACAACAACCACUCAGGUAGCCAAGGAGACCAUGAGGCAGACGACAGUCAUACCGACUGACACACCUGUCAUUGCCUUGGAAAGCACUGGUUUGGAAUCACUCAGAGCCUUGGAAGUGAAAAACAAAAGACUAUCAGAGAACAUUGCAAGCACUAGUACAGUCGACAAGCUCAACACUCAAAGACCAACAAUAACUACAGAGGCUUCGACCAUCAACACAAAGACCACUACUGUUGGCGCGACAACUGCUGCCGUGACAAUAACUCCCCAAACACCCACAACAACGGUCUUGCUAGCGACUACCACAUCGCCAACGGAAAGCUCUAGGUUGACUUUGUCUCCCACAACACAGAGGCAGACCACCCCCUCCUCCACUAGACCACCAGCCACCACCACUUCUACCACCACCACCACCACCAUUGGCCAGCCUCAACCUGCCAAACGCAGGUACAGCAUCAGCUGGGAGGAGGAGGGGGGGACGACCCGGGAGGACCCAAAGGAACCAGGGCAACAAACAUCCCUCAGGAAGCCUGGUAGGUUCUUCAUAUCAGUUCCUAAGGAUGGCUUUUCGUUCAACAUUAAAAAAUACUACUAGGGUGGGAUAAUGUCAUUUAUUCAUUAAGGUUUUAUGAUUAUUUAGUUUAAUCAGGUGCAUCAGUGCAGGGUUAGAACCAAAAUGUGGACUGUCUAGUAGUGGUUCACCAGGAGAGGGUUGUGAUUGGACUGUCUAGUAGUGGUCCCCAGGAGAGGGUUGUGAUUGGACUGUCUAGUAGUGGUUCACCAGGAGAGGGUUGUGAUUGGACUGUCUAAUAGUUGUCCCCCAGGAAAGGGUUGUGAUUGGACUGUCUAGUAGUGGUCCCCAGGAGAGGGUUGUGAUUGGACUGUCUAGUAGUGGUCCCCCAGGAGAGGGUUGUGAUUGGACUGUCUAGUAGUGGUCCCCCAGGAGAGGGUUGUGAUUGGACUGUCUAGUAGUGGUCCCCCAGGAGAGGGUCGUGAUUGGACUGUCUAGUAGUGGUCCCCCAGGAGAGGGUUGUGAUUGGACUGUCUAGUAGUGGUCCCUCAGGAGAGGGUUGUGAUUGGACUGUCUAGUAGUGGUCCCCAGGAGAGGGUUGUGAUUGGACUGUCUAGUAGUGGUUCACCAGGAGAGGGUUGUGAUUGGACUGUCUAGUAGUGGUCCCCCAGGAGAGGGUUGUGAUUGGACUGUCUAGUAGUGGUCCCCCAGGAGAGGGUUGUGAUUGGACUGUCUAGUAGUGGUCCCCGAGGAGAGGGUUGUGAUUGGACUGUCUAGUAGUGGUCCCCCAGGAGAGGGUUGUGAUUGGACUGUCUAGUAGUGGUCCCCCAGGAGAGGGUUGUGAUUGGACUAUCUAGUAGUGGUCCCCCAGGAGAGGGUCGUGAUUGGACUGUCUAGUAGUGGUCCCCCAGGAGAGGGUUGUGAUUGGACUGUCUAGUAGUGGUCCCCCAGGAGAGGGUCGUGAUUGGACUGUCUAGUAGUGGUCCCCCAGGAGAGGGUCGUGAUUGGACUGUCUAGUAGUGGUCCCCGAGGAGAGGGUCGUGAUUGGACUGUCUAGUAGUGGUCCCCGAGGAGAGGGUCGUGAUUGGACUGUCUAGUAGUGGUCCCUCAGGAGAGGGUUGUGAUUGGACUGUCUAGUAGUGGUCCCCGAGGAGAGGGUUGUGAUUGGACUGUCUAGUAGUGGUCCCCGAGGAGAGGGUUGUGAUUGGACUGUCUAGUAGUGGUCCCCGAGGAGAGGGUUGUGAUUGGACUGUCUAGUAGUGGUCCCAGAGGAGAGGGUUGUGAUUGGGAACACUGCUCUAACUGACAAUCUGUGUAUCCACAGGAGAGUGUAAGGACACUCUGGCCACCAUCUCUGAGCCGGUCCUCCAUAACACCUACGGCCGGAACGAGGGGGCCUGGAUGAAGGAUCCUCUGGCCAACAACGACAAGAUCUACGUCACUAACUACUACUACGGAAACAACCUGCUGGAGUUCCGCAACAUGGAGGCCUUCAAAUCAGGUAUCUAGCAACUUAUUUAUUAGUUAAGAACGCAGCAAAUUUUUUCACAAUCCUUCAUGUUCCUUGCCUCCUCAGAGAGGAACAUGUCAUUAGGUUAUUGUAAUAGUAUUAUACUGAGGCCAGAUUCAGAUUUUUUUUUUUUAUUGUUUUAUUUUCAGAUGAUUGUGUCAUUUAUCUUGUUUCUGACUGUGCCCACAUGUUAUCUCUUUGUUUUCAUUCCCCACAAGGCCGCUUCACCAACUCCUACAAGCUUUCCUACAACUGGAUCGGCACGGGCCACGUGGUCUACGACGGAGCCUUCUACUACAACCGCGCCUUCUCCCGUGACAUCAUCAAGUUCGACCUGCGCCUGCGCUACGUGGCUGCCUGGACGAUGCUGCAUGACGCCGUGUUCGAGGAGGCCUCGACACCGUGGCAGUGGCGCGGUCACUCCGACAUCGACUUCGCAGUGGACGAGAGCGGCCUGUGGGUCAUCUACCCUGCACUGGAUGAUGAGGGCUUCCUGCAGGAAGUGAUCGUCCUGACGCGGCUGAACCCCUCUGACCUCAGCACUCAGAGGGAGACCACUUGGAGGACAGGCCUCAGGAGGAACCACUAUGGGAACUGCUUUAUCGUGUGUGGCGUCCUGUACGCCGUCGACAGCUACAACGAGAAGGACGCCAACCUGUCGUACGCCUUCGACACGCACACCAACACCCAGAUGAUUCCCAGGAUGCCCUUCACCAACAACUACACCUACACCACACAGAUCGACUACAACCCCAAGGAGGGAAAGCUGUACGCCUGGGACAACGGACACCAGGUCACGUACAACAUCGACUUCGCCUACGUUUACCCCCUGUAA